Alternaria alternata is the source of this 2710-nucleotide messenger RNA. RefSeq lists its product as hypothetical. NCBI's taxonomy places the organism in Eukaryota, Fungi, Ascomycota, Dothideomycetes, Pleosporales, Pleosporaceae. Bases 387 to 2531 code for a protein of 714 amino acids. The transcript has 6 exons. The record is from RefSeq and is a predicted model, not a curated record.
GCACGCGAUAGAGGCAGACGGUUAUGCGUUUGAGGCCUUCUCAAACUGGAAAGAUGCUCUUCAUACGACUGCGAGUCACAGUGUUGUGACUGCACGAUACGUAGGAAGCACUUCACGAGAAGACCCAGUGAGGCGUGCCAAACACCAAAACCGCCGAGGGGCUACAAGCUUUGUAGAAAAGUUUGAAGCCAAGAUAUGCGAGCUUUUACCAGCAGUACCAUCUAGAGGAAUGUUGAAUCUUGUAGAGAACAGUUCCCUGUUCUAUGCAAAUGCCCGGCUAGCAGUACAAAGCGACUUGUAUGAGGGGUGGAUGAUAUCCUUCUUCGAUCCGCGCACAUUGCUGAAUCGACAACGCGGAGGCAUUAACUCUUCUUUUCUCCCGUCUCAUGAAGACUUCUGCAUCUUGCUCAGUGCGCGAUUUGUAUCGACCACUGGAAAGCUCUAUUCAGACAAUGACCCGCGAUCAUCGUUCGAUUGUCAACCAUCUGAAUGCAGCAUCGCGACAAGCCACACCUCUACAGGUCGAUGGGCGAACUAUGCUAGUCUUCUGUGGCCUACAGACUACGAAAGCGUCAAUAGAGGAAGGGAAAGGAUUCUUUGAUGGCUCCACCUUAUCAGCCCGGUUUAGCAGGACAAUCAUAGAGAUCCUAGCAACAAGCGAGAGUCCAGGCUUUGGAAGCUGCUUCGGAAGUGUCCGCCCCAUCCUCUGCUUCAACAAUCUUUACCAAUGGGUUGGAAAUGAGAUUCAGUCCGGGAAUGUUAGCAAUGACGUAUUUUAUCAGUGGCUUUCGCUCAUAAAGCCACUCAUCAUUGUAACAUUGGGCAAAGAGGUCGCAAAGGUUAUCAACAAGAAGUCAGGCUAUACGCCCAUUGAGAACCUCGUACGCGCAGCUGGAAGAGCACGUGUGGUGAACAGAGACAAGGAGGAAGAAGCGAUUCUUAUACUUCUUUUGCAUCCUGGCUUCGAUAGAAGGUCACAGCAAAGUUCUCUACAGCGUAGGAUGUUUUUCCUACCAAACAUAGCCGUAUGGGUAUACCUCGACUCUACAUUGAAGGCCUUGCAGGAGGAACGAAGUCGCCCAUGGUCUCGUCAGGAACUCUGUCAGUCCAUCAACGCGAUCGCUCAAAGGAAGCUGCAACAGUCGGGCUUUUACGAUGCGUUAAACAGCGUUUCGGAGCAUUUUCUGGUAGAGCAAGCUAAAGCACAUCCCAUAUCUCACAGGAUCAAUUCUGAGCCAGCUCAUGACGUUCGUUCACCAAUACUUCGUCCAUUCCAUUCCAACACGGUCGCUUCAGAUAAAGCCGAAUGCUUUUUCUCUGAUUGCGGCGUGCACAUGAGAUCAUUUUUUGAGGGCAUUGCAGAUGGAUUACGAACCGCUCAAGGCAACCCUUUCUCUCGAGAGCGUCAACGACAAAUCAAGUCACUCUACCGACCGCGUAUCGAAAGCCUAACAACAUAUCUAGACCCAGCAAAUCAAACGGGUUGGACUGAUUUCCUGAUGCAUCAGCCAGAGGGUUGUCCUCUGGUGGCAUGUGUUGAGGCCCUUGAAGAACGGCAAUCAAUGCCUCUAGCCAAGGCUAAUCUGCUCAGGCUCUACGAAUGCAGAGAUCUCGACCAGUUUUCCAGCCGACGUACUGCUCUGUCCUCAAUCUGUGCAGAUUUCUCAGCUCGUCAGCUGGAAUGGAUCAAAAUGCAACAACGUCGCGGACCAGAAAAGUUCUCGCCAGCUAUCGAACACCAGCAAGUCCGCGGUAUCUGUGUAUACGUCAGUCUAUCGGGCACUCUCACGAUAUGUGGCGAAGUUCAUGGUAUCCAGAAGCAGGCCCGGAUCAAGCACAAAGCGAUAGCUGUGAAGACUUGGCUUGACAAAAGAACGAUUGAUGUCAAGGCAAAACGUAUCGACGUAUUAGACGGCCACGGAGACAAGUUGCACACAGUCAGCAGAAACUCGUGCAAGUCUAAAGAUCUGUGUGCUCUCUGGGAUUUUAUGCUUGGACUUGAUCAUGCUACCGUGUCUUCGGGGAUCGUGGUAGCUCAACAGGCUGGUAGCCACGAUAAGGAAUCUUCGAGAGAACCUGAUGUUAUAAACUUUGAACGGAACCUUGGUCAAGUAAAAAAGUCUGGCAAGCCGCCUUUGAGACAAAACCAGCUCGGUUCCAGGACUCAGAACUCCCCGCCCCAAAAGAUCGAUGCGCUCUGGCUCCUCAAUCAAUUUGUAAACGAGCGGUUUCCUGCCGGUGGACUUUUCUGGACUGGAACCCCGACGCUCUUCCCGGAAUCUACUGCAGACCUUCAAGGGUUCCGAGAAUUCUUGAGGCAACCUCCCUACUCUGAUCACUCAUGGUCGACAGAAUGGCUUGAGCUUCUAGAUGAACCGAACAGCCUCGUCACACUGUCAACAUCGCUGAAGUGGUUGAGGAAUGUGCAGAUUUUACGCAAGAACGCGGCUUCUUCAACGACUUCCCAAGGUAAUGUACUUCGACGGCAAUGUAGCGUGUAUAAGUUGGGUCCACGGAAGGAUGGAUGGUAGUCUUCGAGUACAUACGAUAGCUGGCUCCAGACAUUACUGCAGCUUUUUAUUUAGAGGAACACAGGCUGGUAUGUGACUUCAACCGCACAAGUUCUGCGGCGUUAACCCGGAAUACCUUAAGAUUGAUGUAUGAGCCUACUUGACUAAGUUUUGUAUAAUUUCAUUCGGACCUACCAAAG